GACAGCUAAAGUUGGAAAUGAAACCCAACCUGUAAUGUCACUUAUUCUCUGUAAGGAUACAGAAACAACACUUGAGUCGUAAUGGAGUAUCAAAGCAAGAGGCGUCGGAAAGAAAACCCAGAUGGCAAUGUGGUCAACAGAUGGACGGGUGUGAACGAGCGCACUUUCAUCGCCGUGAAGCCGGAUGGUGUCCAAAGGAGGCUAGUAGGAGAAAUCAUCCACCGCUUUGAGAGAAAGGGCUUUAAACUAGUUGGCCUGAAAUUCCUGCAGGCUUCUGAGGAGCAGUUGAGGGAACACUACUGGGAACUGAGAGAGAAGCCGUUCUACAAAGGCCUUGUGAAAUACAUGAGCUCUGGGCCUAUUGUAGCAAUGGUAUGGCAAGGCCUGGAUGUUGUGAAAACCUCCAGAAAGAUGCUCGGAGAGACAAACCCUGCCGACUCUCUUCCAGGAACCAUCCGAGGAGAUUACUGUGUGGAAGUGGGCCGGAACAUUAUCCAUGGCAGUGACUCCGUGGAGAGUGCUCAGAGAGAAAUCUCCCUGUGGUUCAAAGAGCACGAGCUCAUCUGCUGGGAAGAGGGCACGGAGCACUGGAUCUACGCAUGAUGCCCUCCAUUUCCCACAUCUACACACAGCAUUGUGGCCUGAUAUACAGUAUAUGUAGCAAUACGAAAUUGUUUGUUUCCUGAAGUACAGUUCGACAGAAUUGGUACAAAAGCUUGAAUUUCUUGUGGCACUUCUAGGAAAGCGCUAGCAGGUAUGGCAGAGCACUCUGUACUUGGAGCACUCUCUUUGAAAGAAGUCUUAUUGCUGUUUUGAAAGGUUAAAAUAUUGAUUAGUAGUUAAAUGCAUGCUGUUUCCUUUGCAAUGUUCAAAACGUACAAUGAAGUGUCAUCUUGUUUUUUUUUUUCCCCUAGAUGGAAGUAGAAACACUUGUAGUAGAGAACCUGGGUUAGAUCUGUAUGUGUAUAUAAUUUAGGACAGGCUAACUCAACUAUUAUAGGCUAAUUGUGUGCCAAAAUCGCUAUCCGGGGCGAACAGGGUGAAAAUUACCAAUCCAAGAUGGCUGCCGGUAGCCAUAUUGAAAAAAAAAUCAAUUUUUGAACCACUCACCACAGAAGUAUGUGCAAUACUUCAUUUUAUGGGUUUUUGGGUAUGGGGAAUCCAUUAGUGACGACAUUUUCAUGAUUCAAGGAAACCAGUGAUGGGCAAGGUUAAAAAAAAAACCACACCAAAAAUUGGUGUUUAACAGAAAACAUGAGAAAAAUAGAAUAACCCUAUCUCAAACAUGAAAUCAUGGAAUUGGGAGACCUGUGCACAUAAUUUAGGAGAGUAUAAGAAAGCAAGCAUUUGAUUAAUAUAAAGAAAUUGUAUUUUCAACCAUACUAUUAUGAUCAAUGGAAUGUUAACUUGGUGAAAAAUACAAAACAUUACUUUAGUAGGCAGCAAUAUCUUGAAAGCCUAAAUGUUUAACAGCCAACAAUACAACUUUUAACAUCACGUUAUUACUGUUUGUGUCGCAUAAACCAGGGGUCAGGAACAUGAAAAGUAAGAUGAUAAUAAUAAUACCGGCGGCCAUCUUGGAUUGAUAAUUUUCAUGCUGUUUGCCGUGGAUAGCGAUUUUUGGCACACAUCCGAAGUUAUUCCUUGGCGUCAAAUUAGUCUAUAACAGUCAAGUUAUCCUCUCCUAAAUUAUGUGCACACCUGUCUAGACUAUUAAUGCUAUAGAAUAUUUAUCUUCAGCUCAUUCAUCAAGGGCCUGUUAGUCAUUCAUCAGCUUGCGUUUAAAUGCUGACGACUGUUACAUAUCGAGUUCUGGAUGUGAAUAAUUGCAGAUUUAAGCCAAAAAAAUGAUCUAAUACUUGAGUAAUGUAGAAUUUAUAACCUUGACCAAAAUGUACUGUAUGUAUUUAACAGUCUCAGAAGGAAGGCUUAUGCUAAUAUGAGCCAUUGACCACGCCCCUCAGCAACUUUAUUAAAGCUAUAUAUGUUUUUAAACUUUAGGAAAAGAAAACGCCAGUUUUGUUUCAGUAUUGCUCGAGGCCUCUUGUAGAUCCUGAAGUGUAUGUGUUAUUGUAUGUACGAACGACAAAAGCAAUAAUGAGCUGAGUGAGCUUGUUCACCUUACAGGGCUUACACUUGUGCUGUUUUUGCACUAGCUUUCACUUUUUAGCUCGUCUGACCAUAAGGCUGAUGAGCUGUUGCCGUGGCGUCCGUCGUCCACAAUUCAGUUAAAUCGUAUCUCCUCAGUCAGUUCUCCACGGAUUUCUGUUCCAAUUGUUUCAUUUCAAAGAACUCAUCACUCCGCACAAAACUUGGUCGUUGUUUUGUCAAAUUAUUUUGCUUAGGAGUUACUAAUUAGGCCAAAUUAACAAAUUUUCCAGGCCUCUCACUAGAAUUUUUUUUUUUUUUCCUCAUCCGAUUCCAGUUUUGGGUAACUCUUCCCAUGAGGAACAAAACUUACUUUGUUGAUUUUCUUGUUGUAAAUUUGUGUACAACUUUUUUCAGUUAAAUCAUAUCUCCUCCCUCAGCUCUGAUUGUUUCAUUUGAAAGAACUAAUCCUUCUCCACAAAACUUGGUCAUUGUAUUGUCAAAUUUUUGCGAACGAACUGCUAAUUAGGUCAGCUUCAUGAAUUUUAGGACUUCUCUUUAGAAUGAUCUCCUCUCAGUUCUGAUCGAUGUUUUGGGUCGAGCUUCCCUUGGGGAACAAAACUUGAUCGUUUUCUUGUUAACAACUUGUUUACAACUUUUUGUUUACUUUCAGUUAAACCGUGUCUCCUCUCUCAAUGGAUUUCAGUUCUGAUUGUUUAAUUUGAAAGAACUGGCCCUUCUGCACAAAACUUGGUCAUUGUAUUGUCAAAUUUUUGCUAACAAAUGAGUAACUAGCACUACGUUCACGCUGCAGGCUGAAGUGACUCAAAUCCGAUUUUUUCGCCCAUAUGUGACCUGUAUCCGAUCUUUUAUUGACAAUAUGAACGACACAGAUCCGAUUUUUUUCAAAUCCGACCCAGGCCGUUUGGAUAUGUGGUCCUAAUUCCGAUUCCUAUCCGAUCUUUUCAUAUGCGACUUCAGUCUGAACCGCCAGGUCGCAUUCAUCCGACUUACACGUCAUCAACAAGCCACAAACGUCACUAUUCUGCGCUGAAGUAGGCGGCGGGUCUCUCAAAAAAAGUUACAAAAACAUGGCGCAUGACACGUUCCUUUGAACGGAGGUUGCAGUCACUACCCCGCAGAACGCCUGAGCCAAAACCCUUGUCCUCUUCCUUCUCAACCUCCUCCUUAACAUCAGGCUAUUGUGCAUGUUCUGGCUCCGUCGCAACAACUGCAUCAUCGCCAGGUACUCCAUGCUGGCUACUGUCAUACACAGGAAACUUUAGGUUACUUCCGUAAACACUGGCCGUGCUCACUGCGUGUGACGUCGUCGUAUCCUGCAAUGCGCAUGCGGAACACUUUUAGGUCGCUUUUCGUUCAUACUGAGGAUCACAUACAAGUCGCAUAUAUUUGUUAAUGUGAACGACCUCACAAAAAAAUCAGAUUUCACAAAAAAAAUCGGAAUUGAGCAUUAAGCCUUGCAGUGUGAACGUAGCAUAGGUCAACUUCACAGAUUUUCGUCUGACUAGAAUUGUAUCUCAUCAUGCAAAUUCAGUUCUGAUUGACGUUUUGGGUCGAUCUUCUAUUGAGGAACAAAAUUUAGUCUUUUGUUGAGUUUCCUGAUGUAAACGAUUUGUCAUGGAAGUUGCUCCUCUCUCACUCAUGUUUCAGUGGUAAUGGUUGUUUUGAUGGCAGGCCAGAUGAGCUGCUACGUCCUUGACGUUCUGGUCUUUUUCUUUUUUUUAACUACAUGUUUUAGUUUCUUGUGCUCUGCUCAAGCGUGCUUUUUAUUUUAUAACAAAGGGUUUUCUAAAGCUGUUCACUUUUUGUACAUGUUCCACGACAGUACAUAAGUUAUGAUCCUCAAGUUCCUUGGAAGGCCAUGUAACACAUGGAAAUGUUAUUACUCAAGGUGUAUCAGGUUAAAGGAAAUAAAGAAGCUACUGAAAA
Neoarius graeffei (lesser salmon catfish) is the source of this 4038-nucleotide messenger RNA. It is a transcript of the gene nme3, whose product is annotated as NME/NM23 nucleoside diphosphate kinase 3. Gene Ontology annotation, biological process: GTP biosynthetic process; UTP biosynthetic process; CTP biosynthetic process. The record is from RefSeq and is a predicted model, not a curated record. The transcript is spliced from 5 exons. Gene Ontology annotation, molecular function: nucleoside diphosphate kinase activity. Bases 82 to 603 code for a protein of 173 amino acids. NCBI's taxonomy places the organism in Eukaryota, Metazoa, Chordata, Actinopteri, Siluriformes, Ariidae.